This is a messenger RNA of Rotaria sordida, 2022 nucleotides long. The record is from the annotation of a GenBank genome assembly. NCBI's taxonomy places the organism in Eukaryota, Metazoa, Rotifera, Eurotatoria, Philodinida, Philodinidae.
AUGGCUAUACCAAAUUUUCCUGAUAGUUUUUGUACAUCAUUAUCAGACAAUGAAAACUUUGAAACAACAACUCUUAUUUGGCUUGGUAAUAUAUUAACUGAACUACAGGAAAAUAGACAAAUUCAACGAGAACUUCGAUCGAUUAUAAAUCAUAUAAGAAUCUUUGAUAGUAUUGAAGAAUGUAAAAAUUAUAUUCAACAUUUAUCCAGAGAUGAUCGAGUAGUUUUGAUUACAAAUGGUAGAUUGGGUAAAGAAUUUGUACCAUGCAUUCAUCAUUUUCGACAAAUGACUUCAAUUUAUAUAUUUUGUAUGGAUAAAAAGAAAAAUGAAAUGUGGCCUAACGCAUUUAUCAAGAUUAAAGGUGUAUUUAUCAGUUUGGAUGAAUUGGUUAAAAAGCUGAAAUGUGAUCAAGAGAGACAAAUGCAUGGUAAAAUCGAUGAGCCACUUUCUAUUAAUGUAUUUACUACACGUCACAAGGCUGAUCAAUCCACAACAGCAUUAAAUCUUAAAUUUGUUCAUCAGAACUUAUUUCUUGAUUCACUUCUUCAAAUAAAACCUACAAUAAAAGAUACAGAUGAAUUCAUUUCUCGAUGUUUAGAAUUAUAUAAAGACAAUCCUUCACAAUUAUCCAUUAUAUAUGAAUUUCAAGAAACAUAUAGAUCUGAUCAAGCAUUGUGGUGGUAUACACGAGAAACAUUUCUGUAUCGUUUAUUAAAUAAAGCUCUUCGAAUACAAAAUAUUGGUUUACUUUUUGUCUUUCGAUUUUUUAUCUACGAUAUACAAAGGCAACUUGAAAUAGAUCAAUGUUCACAAGCGAUUCGAAUUUAUCGUGGACAAUUAAUGUCACAAGAUGAAAUAAAAGAAUUAGAAAAUUCUAUUGGAGAUCAUAUAUCAAUCAAUUCGUUUUUUUCAACAAGUUUAAAUAAAAAUUAUGUAAUUUUUCUUAUGGGUGAUGUAAAUUCAAUACAUAAUGGUUUACAAAGAGUAUUAUUUGAAAUCGAUGCUAAUCCAAAUCAUAUUGGUAUUAAACCAUUUGCUGAUAUAUCAUCAAGAAGUUAUUUUCCUAAUGAAUGUGAAGUAUUAAUUACGUUAGGAGCUAUAUUUCGUUUAAAUAAUAUUAUUUUAAAUGAAGAAAAUAUUUGGGUUAUUCAUUUAUCGUUAUGUAGUGAUCAAGAUAAUGAUUUAAAAUAUCGAAUUGAUCAAAUAAAAAGACAAUAUAAUGAUCAAGAAAAUAACGUUUUUAGUUUUGGAAGUAUUUUACAUCAAAUGAAAAAAUAUGAUGAUGCAGAAAAAUAUUAUCGACGUUUACUUACAGAAUUUUCAGAUGAUUAUAAACAAACUGGUUUAUGUUAUUACCAUCUUGGUAGAGUUUAUUCAGGUAAAGGAAAUUAUAAAGAUAGUAUUAAAUGGUAUGAAAAAUCACUUAAAAUCAUGAUGGAAACAAUGAGUUCAGAUGAUUUAAAUAUUGCAACAUGUUUUAAUAGUAUUGGUAAUAUUUAUCGAAAAACAGAAGAUUAUAAUCAAGCACUCGAAGCAUAUCAAAAAGCUUUAAAUAUUUGGACACAAGCACUUGGUGAAAAUCAUUUAAAAGUCGCUAUGUGUCUUAUUAAUAUGGGUGUUAUUCAUAAUGAAACAGAAAAUUAUAUUGAUGCACUGAAAUGUCUUGAAAAGGCUUUGAAAAUCAAGCAGAGAUAUCAUGGAAUAAAUCAUUCAGAUGUAGCUGCGUUAUAUAAUAAUAUUGGAUUAGUUCAUGAACAGCUAGAUCAUUUUGAUUUCGCUUUAGAAAACUUCAAACGAGCACUUGAAAUUUAUCGUACGUCGUUUUAUAUACAAAAUAUUGAUUAUGGAUUAACACUUGAAAAUAUUGGUCAUCUCUAUAAAAAUUAUGAGAAAUGGAGACCAGCAUUGAGAUAUUUAGAAGAAGCACAGGUUAUCUAUCAUCAUUUAUUAUCCGCUACAGAUCCUAGAGUUGUUCAAAUUGAACAAGAUAUUCGACAUAUUUCAUCUGUAAUCAAUAAUUAA